Alternaria arborescens is the source of this 1590-nucleotide messenger RNA. RefSeq lists its product as hypothetical. Gene Ontology annotation, molecular function: 1-alkyl-2-acetylglycerophosphocholine esterase activity. The transcript is spliced from 2 exons. The coding region runs from base 1 to 1590 and encodes 529 amino acids. Lineage: Eukaryota; Fungi; Ascomycota; Dothideomycetes; Pleosporales; Pleosporaceae. The record is from RefSeq and is a predicted model, not a curated record.
AUGACCUGGCUUAAUCGACUGAACCCAACACCGGCCUUCCCAGCGCAUACGGGGCCAUACAAAGUCGGUUCUGUAGACGUAGAAAUACCCACAAGCGACCUAGAGAGCCCGAGUGUGAAUGCGCCCCCUGGAGACCUGCCAACUAUAGCUUUCCGCGUCUUCUAUCCGUGUAAGCAGGACAGUAAUGAGAAGGCUGUGAGAUGGAUCCCAAGUCCACAGAGGGAAUAUGUUAGUGCUUAUGCGAGGUUUUUGGGUGCGAACAGCGCCUUUGCUGGAGUAUUCUCAGCACUACCCCAGUUGUUGUACUAUAUUUCCAUGCCUGUACACCAAAAUGCCGAACUCCUCGCACCUCCACCGAAAUCCGAACGAUGGCCUGUCAUGAUGUUCUCGCAUGGUCUAGGUGGAACAAGGAAUGCAUACUCGCACAUCUGCGGCUCGCUUGCAAGCCAUGGAGUCGUAGUCGUUGCGGCAGACCAUCGUGAUGGCAGUUCACCUCUCGCAAUCCAUCAUACUCCAGAAGGAAAGGAGAAGAAGAAGCGUGUAGAAUACAGGUCAAUCGCCCACAAGCCGAGUACAGAAACAUACGAGGCAAGAGACGAGCAGUUGCGGAUACGGCUAUGGGAAUUAGGCAUGGUACACGAUGCAGUGUUGAAGAUCGAUGAGGGCUGUCAAUUGAAGAACGUAGCACAAGACCUACCCAAUGGUAAGAGCAUGCUGAGCAUGUUCUCGAACCUGCUCAACGUUCACGAGCCGGGUGCGAUCAGUUUCUCAGGCCACUCUUUCGGUGCUUGCACAAUGAUUCAGUUCGUCAAAUCAGUUUACCACCGCCCUCAGACACAUAUUCCACGCUACAAGCCGCUAUACACGCCAUCCGCGGACUCGAGUUUAGUUCGCCAGAUCACGCCACGAAACCCGGUCACUCUUCUAGAUCUCUGGACCCUACCCAUCCAAAGUCCUGAUACUGCUUGGCUACGAAGCCAGACAAUGCCAUGCUAUGACUCUCCUACCGGCGGCAAUAAUCUUCUUGCCAUCGCUUCCGAGGGCUUCUUCAAUUGGGCCUCGAACUUCAGAGAAACGAAGCGCAUCGUCGCUAAGCCUGCUUCCUCACAAUCGAGAUUCCCCGAGCAGCGUGGUCCACACAUCUUCUAUCCAAUUGCUUCUGCCCAUCUCUCUCAAAGCGAUUUCGGCGUCUUGUUCCCCUGGGUAACAACAAAAGUGUUCGGCGCCAAGGAGCCUGGGAGGGUGCUCAGACUCAAUACCCGUGCCAUCUUGCAAGUCAUGCGUGAAAAUGGCAUACGUGUCGCAAACACAAGCGCGCGCGAUCUAGAGCUCGACGAAACUAUGGCCAAGAACAAGAGCCUAACACAAGACACCGCUAUUCUCAGCCGAGCGAAAGACAGUGUUCGUGGAUGGGUCAACCUAAGUGCGGACAUGGAGAGAGAUCUCGACCUUUCUGGCGCUGACAGGGUUGAGGGUAAGAGUCUGGUGGGUACACCAAUGGAGAAGGUCGGUAGUGAUGGUAAGGGACCAGGAGAGGCUAUGGUUGAGGGCGAGGUACUAGGCCAGGUCGUUGAGGGUAAUGAAAAAUAA